Molecule: messenger RNA, 1164 nt
Organism: Dimorphilus gyrociliatus
Lineage: Eukaryota; Metazoa; Annelida; Polychaeta; Dinophilidae
Source: the annotation of a GenBank genome assembly
AUAAGGCUUGGAAUUGUGGGUAGCCCCUGACGUCAAAUUUUAUUGAUUGGUACAUUCGCCGAGAAAAGUUUGACGGGAGAACAUUUGACGUCGAGAUGAGCUUCGGAAUGCAAGAAACCGACUUUUUAUCUUCUUCAUACGCGCAACUACUGCCGUCCUUUAACAGCCACUUCCUAAACGGCGUAAGUCCGAAUACGACUGAGCGCGUUCCAGUGCCCAGCUCAGAGCAUGUGGCGGAAAUUGUUGGACGGCAAGGUAACCUUUUAUUUCAGUAGUCGAUAUCAGUAUUCUUUUAUCUACUUUAGACGCCUUUCAAAAAAAAUUUAUGUAAAUAUCUUAAAUACAAACAAGCUAAUUAGGCGAAUUUGAGUUUAAAUCGCAUAAAAAAUUGCUUACGUCCUGUUGACAAAUAUCAAGCUGUUUAUUGCAUGUGACCUCUUAAUUUGCUUAGGUAAUAAAAUAAAGACGCUUCGUUCUACAACACGGACGUAUAUUAAAACACCUAUGCGAGGUGAAGAGUCUGUUUUUGUCGUUACCGGAAAGAAGGAGGACGUGGAAAAAGCGAAAAUGAUGAUUCUCUCGGCCGCCGAACAUUUCAGUAAAGUAAGGGCGUCGAGAAAAUGCUUAAGUGGUAUGAACGGUACCGCUGAGGGCAGGAUAUCGGUAAAACACCACGUGCCAUACCGCUACAUCGGCCUAGUUGUUGGACAGAAAGGUGCCACGAUAAAAAAAAUUCAGCAAAUGACCAAUACUUAUAUACAAACUCCGUCUCGAACUGCUCCGCCUGAAUUUGAAAUUGAAGGGACGGAAGCCAAUGUUCGCCUAGCUAUUCAAGAAAUUGAAAGACAUAUUAAAGAAAGAACGUUGGCUGGUUUGUCAAAUGCUUUUGCUGAGAGGAAGAUUCAAGAGGCUCUCGAGUCUAUGAAAAUGGAGAAUAGCUCGCGCGAAGCUACUCUACCUACUCCUAUUCAGUUUGACGACGUGUUCGAUUUGAAUUCGAUUAGCGGUGCAUUGAAAGGAGUUUCGUGUUCUAGUCCAAAAUGGUCUACGGAUUCUGGUUUGCAUAGUCUAUGCACUGAUUCAACUUGGCCAACCUCCUCAUCAUCAAUGGGAAGCGGUAGCGGCUCCUCCUCGCCUGCAGUUGACGAAAACUUUCGCUACUGA